Molecule: messenger RNA, 618 nt
Organism: Guillardia theta CCMP2712
Lineage: Eukaryota; Cryptophyceae; Pyrenomonadales; Geminigeraceae
Exons: 7
Source: RefSeq, a predicted model, not a curated record
AAGGCUGAGCCGCUGUGGAAGACUUGGGACCAUUUGUCGUUGAAGCAUGGAGAGCACGCGACAGUCUAUCACACCAACGGCGACAAAUACCGCGGACAGUAUGAGGGGAACAUGAAAUGCGGUCAAGGGACCCUCCUGUUCAAGAAUGGCGACAAGUAUGAAGGCGAGUUCAGAGAAGACAUGCAGUCUGGCUUCGGGACGCACUGGACAAACGUGCAAGGAAAGCUUAUCCUGCAGUAUCGUGGAAGCUUUUGGCAGGGGAGGCGGCAUGGGCAUGGCAUCUUUGCAUACAAGGAUGGGGGAAAGUACGACGGAGAAUGGCAAAACGGCAAAAGACAUGGCGAGGGAAGAAUGAACUACACCGACGGGACUGUACUGCUCUUCUCUUGUCUGGUCUCGGCAUCUGACUUCGCUCUCAAGGUUUACGAGGGAAUGUGGGAGAAUGGAAAGCGGCAUGGAGCUGGAACGCUGUUCCUGGCAAACGGUGACGUGUAUCAGGGCGACUACGCCCUGGACCUGAAAGAUGGCCCUGGCACUUUCUUCUACGUCUCCAAGAAGAAGCGGUACGACGGCGUGUGGAGCAAGGACGUGGCAAAGUGCGGGCUCUACGGCAGCAUC